AUGAACCAUUAUCUCCCUAACGUUAAAGAAUGGCUCAUUGCUAAUAAGCUCACUCUUAACAAAUCGAAAUCACAGUUUAUGUUAAUUGGUUCUAGACAGAGAUUAAGAACUUUUGAGAAAUCGGCUCCAUCAUUAGUUAUUGAUGGUGCGUCAUUAAAACGGGUUUCAAAUUGUAAAUCUCUGCGUGUUACCAUUGACGAGAACCUUACCUGGAGCGAACAUAUCGAUCGACUGUGUAAAAAGAUUGCCAGCGGCAUUGGAGCAAUAGUAAAACGAACCAGAACACUUUUCCCCCACAGGACGCUGCAAUUGAUAUUCAACUCACUUCUGCAGCCACAUUUUGACUAUUGCAGCACCGUGUGGUGAGGACAAGGCUCCUGCCGGUGAGGAGAAGGUUCCAGGCAGUGAGAACAAGGUUCCUGGCAGUGAGGACAAGGUUCCUGGCGGUGAGGACAAGUUCCUGGUGGUAGGAACAAGGCUCCUGGCGGUGAGGACAAGGUUCCUGGCUGUGAGGCCAAGGUUCCUGAUGCUGAGGAGAAGGUUCCUGACGUUGAGGACAAGGUUUGUGGCGGUCAGGGCAAGGCUUGUGGCAGUGAGGACAAUGUUCCUGACGGUGAGGACAAGGUUGCUGGCGGUGAGGACAAGGUUUCUGGCGGUGAGGACAAGGUUCCUGGCGGUGAGGACAAAGUUCCUGGCGGUGCGGACAAGGUUCCUGGCGGUGACGACAAAGUUCCUGGCUGUGCGGACAAGGUUCCUGGCGGUGAGGACAAGCUUCCUGACGGUGAGGAGAAGGUUCCUAACGGUGAGGACAAGCUUCCUGGCGGUGCGGACAAGUUCCUGGUGGUGAGGUCAAGGUUGCUGGCGGCGAGGACAAGGUUCCUGGCAGUAAGGACAAGGUUCCUGAUGCUGAGGACAAGGUUCCUGACGAUGAGGACAGGGUUUGUGGCGGUGAGGACAAGGCUUGUUGUAGUGAGGACAAGGUUCCAGACAGUGAGGACAAGGUUCCUGGCUCUAAGGACAAGUUUCCUGGCGGUGAUGACAAGGUUCCUGCCGGUGAGAACAAGGUUCGUGAUGCUGAGGACAAUGUUCCUGACACUGACGACCAGGAUCCUGCCGGUGAGGACAAGGUUCCUGGCAGUGAGGACAAGGUUCCUGGCGGUGAGGACAAGGUUUCUGGCGGGGAGGACAAGGUUCCUGGCGGUGAGGACAAAGUUUCUGGCGGUGCGGACAAGGUUCCUGGCGGUGAGGACAAAGUUCCUGGCGGUGCGGACAAGGUUCCUGGCGGUGAGGACAAGGUUCCUGACGGUGAGGAGAACGUUGCUGACGGUGAGGACAAGCUUCCUGGCGGUGGGGACAAGUUCCUGGUGGUGAGGACAAGGUUGCUGGCGGCGAGGACAAGGUUCCUGGCAGUGAGGACAAGGUUCCUGAUGCUGAGGACAAGGUUCCUGACGAUGAGGACAGGGUUUGUGGCGCUGAGGACAAGGCUUGUGGUAGUGAGGACAAGGUUUCAGACGGUGAGGACAAGGUUCCUGGCUCUGAGGACAAGGUUCCUGGCGGUGAUGACAAGGUUCCUGCCGGUGAGGACAAGGUUCCUGGAAAUGAGGACAAGGUUCCUGGCGGUGAGGACAAGGUUCCUGGGGGUGAGGACAAGGUUUCUGGCGGUGAGGACAAGGUUCCUGACGGUAAGGACAAAGUUCCUGGCGGUGAGGACAAGGUUCCUGGCGAUGAGGACAAGGUUCCUGGUGGUGAGGACAAGGUUCCUGGAGGUGAGGACAAAGUUCCUGGCGGUGAGGACAAGGUUCCUGGCAGUGAGGACAAGGUUCCUGGCAGUGAGGACAAGGUUCGUGACGGUGAGGACAAGGUUCCUGGCUGUGGGGACAAGUUUCUGGUGGUAAGGACAAUGUUCCUGGCGGUGAGGACAAGGUUCCUGAUGCUGAGGACAAGGUUCCUGACGAUGAGGACAGGGUUUGUGGCUCUGAGGACAAGGCUUGUGGUAGUGAGGACAAGGUUCCAGACGGUGAGGACAAGGUUCCUGGCUCUGAGGACAAGGUUCCUGGCGGUGAUGACAAGGUUCCUGCCGGUGAGGACAAGGUUCGUGAUGCUGAGGACAAUGUUCCUGACACUGACGACAAGGAUCCUGCCAGUGAGGACAACGUUCCUGGCAGUGAGGACAAGGUUCCUGGCGGUGAGGACAAGGUUCCUGGCAAUGAGGACAAGGUUCCUGGCGGUGAGGACAAGGUUCCUGGGGGUGAGGACAAGGUUUCUGGCGGUGAGGACAAGGUUCCUGACGGUGAGGACAAAGUUCCUGGCGGUGAGGACAAGGUUCCUGGCGGUGAGGACAAGCUUCCUGACGGUGGGGACAAGUUCCUGGUGGUGAGGACAAUGUUCCUGGCGGUGAGGACAAGGUUCCUGGCAGUGAGUACAAGGCUCCUGAUGCUGAGGAAAUUGCUCCUGACGACGAGGAGUGGGUUUGUGGCGGUGAGAACAAGGCUUGUGGUAGUGAGGACAAGGUUCCUGGUGGUGAGGACAAGGUUCCUGCCGGUGAAGACAAGGUUCCUGAUGCUGAGGACAAUGUUCGUGACACUGAGGACAAGGAUCCUGCCGGUGAGGGCACGAUUCCUGGCAGAGAGGACAAGGUUCUGGCAGUGAGGACAAGGUUCCUGACGGUGAGGACAAGGUUCCUGGCUGUGAGGACAAGGUCCUGCCGGUGAGGACAAGGUUCCUGCGGUGAGGACAAGGUUCCUGCCGGUGAGAACAAGGUUCCUGAUGCUGAGGACAAUGUUCGUGACACUGAGGACAAGGAUCCUGCCGGGUGAAUACUAGGUUCCUGGCAGUGAGGACAAGGUUCCUGGCGGCGAGGACAAGGUUCCUGGCAAUGAGGACAAGGUUCCUGGCGGUGAGGACAAGGUUCCUGGCAGUGAGGACAAGGUUCCUGGCAGUGAGGACAAGGUUCCUGGCGGUGAGGACAAGCUUCCUGGCGGUGGGGACAAGUUCCUGGUGGUGAGGACAAGGUUCCUGGAGGUGAGGACAAGGUUCCUGGCAGUGAGGACAAGGUUCCUGAUGCUGAAGACAAGGUCCCUGACGAUGAGGACAGGGUUUAUGGCGGUGAAGACAAGGCAUGUGGUAGUGAGGACAAAGUUCCUGACGGUGAGGACAAGGUUCCUGGAAAUGAAGACAAGGUCCUGGCAAUGAGGACAAGGUUCCUGCCGGUGAGGACAAGGUUCCUGCCGGUGAGGACAAGGUUCCUGCCGGUGAGUAGAAGGUUCCUGCCCGUGAGGACAAGGUUCCUGCCGAUGAGGACAAGGUUCCUGCUGGUGAGGACAAGGUUCCUGCCCGUGAGAACAAGGUUCCUGACGGGGAGGACAAGGUUCCUGGCGGUGAGAACAAGGUUAAUGGCGUUGAGGACAAAGUUCCUGGCGGUGUGGACAAGGUUCCUUGCGGUGAGGACAAGGUUUCUGACGGUGAGAACAAGGCUCCUGCCGGUGAGGACAAGGUGUCUGGCGUUGAGGACAAGGUUCCUGGCAGUGAGGACAAGGUUCCUGGCAGUGAGGACAAGGUUCCUGACGGUGAGGACAAGCUUCCUGACGGUGGGGACAAGUUCCUGGUGGUGAGGACAAUGUUCCUGGCGGUGAGGAAAAGGUUCCUGGCAGUGAGUACAAGGCUCCUGAUGCUGAGGAAAAUGUUCCUGACGACGAGGACUGGGUUUGUGGCGGUGAGGACAAGGCUUGUGGUAGUAAGGACAAGGUUCCUGGCGGUGAGGACAAGGUUCCUGGUGGUGAGGACAAGGUUCCUGCCGGUGAAGACAAGGUUCCUGAUGCUGAGAACAAUGGUCGUGACACUGAGGACAAGGAUCCUGCCGGUGAGGGCACGAUUCCUGACAAAGAGGACAAGGUUCCUGGCGGUGAGGACAAGGUUCCUGGCAGUGAGGACAAGGUUCCUGGCGGUGAGGACAAGGUUCCUGGCAGUGAGGACAAGGUUCCUGCCGGUGAGGACAAGGUUCCUGAUGCUGAGGACAAUGUUCGUGACACUGAGGACAAGGAUCCUGCCGGUGAGGGCAACGUUCCUGGCAGUGAGGACAAGGUUCCUGGAGGUGAGGACAAGGUUCCUGGCAGUGAGGACAAGGUUCCUGCCGGUGAGGACAAGGUUCCUGAUGCUGAGGACAAUGUUCGUGACACUGAGAACAAGAAUCCUGCCGGUGAGGGCAAGGUUCCUGGCAGUGAGGACAAGGAUCCUGGCGGUGAGGACAAGGUUCCUGGCAGUGAGGACAAGGUUCCUGGCGGUGAGGACAAGGUUUCUGGCGGUGAGGACAAGGUUUCUGGCACUCAGGACAAGGUACCUGGCAGUGAGGACAAGGUUCCUGACGGUGAGGACAAGCUUCCUGGCGGUGGGGACAAGUUCCUGGUGGUGAGGACAAUGUUCCUGGCGGUGAAGACAAGGUUCCUGGCAGUGAGGACAAGGCUCGUGAUGCUGAGGAAAAGGUUCCUGACGACGAGGACUGGGUUUGUGGCGGUGAGGACAUGGCUUGUGGUAGUGAGGACAAGGUUCCUGACGGUGAGGACAAGGUUCCUGGCUGUGAGGACAAGGUCCUGCCGGUGAGGACAAGGUUCCUGCGGUGAGGACAAGGUUCCUGCCGGUGAGAACAAGGUUCCUGAUGCUGAGGACAAUGUUCGUGACACUGAGGACAAGGAUCCUGCCGGGUGAAUACUAGGUUCCUGGCAGUGAGGACAAGGUUCCUGGCGGCGAGGACAAGGUUCCUGGCAAUGAGGACAAGGUUCCUGGCGGUGAGGACAAGGUUCCUGGCAGUGAGGACAAGGUUCCUGGCAGUGAGGACAAGGUUCCUGGCGGAGAGGACAAGCUUUCUGGCGGUGGGGACAAGUUCCUGGUGGUGAGGACAAGGUUCCUGGAGGUGAGGACAAGGUUCCUGGCAGUGAGGACAAGGUUCCUGAUGCUGAAGACAAGGUCCCUGACGAUGAGGACAGGGUUUAUGGCGGUGAAGACAAGGCAUGUGGUAGUGAGGACAAAGUUCCUGACGGUGAGGACAAGGUUCCUGGAAAUGAAGACAAGGUCCUGGCAAUGAGGACAAGGUUCCUGCCGGUGAGGACAAGGUUCCUGCCGGUGAGGACAAGGUUCCUGCCGGUGAGUAGAAGGUUCCUGCCCGUGAGGACAAGGUUCCUGCCGGUGAGGACAAGGUUCCUGCUGGUGAGGACAAGGUUCCUGCCCGUGAGGACACGGUUCCUGGCUUUGAGGACAAGGUUCCUGGCGGUGAGGACAAGGUUCCUGACCGUGAGGACAUGGUUCCUGGCGGUGAGGAGAAGGUUUCUGGCGGUGAGGACAAGGUACCUGGCGGUGAGGACAAGGUUCCUGGCUGUGAGGACAAGGUUCCUGGCUGUGAGGACAAGGUUCCUGGCAGUGAGGACAAGGUUCCUGCCGUUGAGCCCAAGGUUUCUGGCGGUGAGGACAUGGUUUCUGCCGGUGAAUACAAGGUUCUUGGCGCUGAGGACAAGGUUCGUGGCAGUGAGGACAAGGUUCCUGACGUGUAAGACAAGGUUUCUGGCGGUGAGGGCAAGGUUCGUGGCGGUGAGGACAAGGUUCCUCCCGGUGAGGACAAGGUUCCUGACCGUAAGGACAAGCUUCCUGGCGGGGGGGACAAGUUCCUGGUGGUGAGGACAAGGUUCCUGGCCGUGAAGACAAGGUUCCUGGCAGUGAGGACAAGGUUCCUGAUGAUGAGGACAAAAUUCCUGAUGAUGAGGACAAGGUUUAAGGCGGUGAGGACAAGGCUUGUGGUAGUGAGGACAAGGUUCCUCACGGUGAGGACAAGGUUCCUGGCUGUGAGGACAAGGUUCCUGCCGGUGAGGACAAGGUUCCUGAUGGUGAGGACAAUGUUCCUGACACUGGGGACAAGGAUCCUGCCGGUGAGGACAAGGUUCCUGGCAGUGAGGACAAGGUUCCUGGCGGUGAGGACAAGGUUCCUGGCAAUGAGGGCAAGGUUCCUGGCGGUGAGGACAAGGUUCCUGGCAAUGAGGAAAAGCUUCCUGGCAAGGAGGACAAGGUUCCUGGCGGUGAGGACAAGGCUUCUGGCGGCGAGGACAAAGUUCCUGGCGGUGAGGACAAGGUUCCUGAUUUUGAGGACAAGGUUCCUGACGAUGAGGACAAGGUUUGUGGCGGUGCGGACAAGGCUUGUGGCAGUGAGGACAAGGUUCCUGACGGUGAGGACAAGGCGCCUGGCGAUGAGGACAAGGUUCCAGGCGGAGAGGACAAGGUUCUUGACGGUGAGGACAAAGUUCCUGGCGGUGAGGACAAGGUUCCUGGUGGUGAGCACAAGGUUCCUGGCGGUGAAGACAAGGUUCCUGGCAAUGAGGAUAAGGUUCCUGGCAAUGAGGGGCAGGUUCCUGGCAAUGAGGACAAGGUUCCUGCCGGUGAGGACAAGGUUCCUUGCCGGUGAGGACAAGGUUCCUGCUGGUGAGGACAAGGUUCCUGCCGGUGAGGACAAGGUUCCUGACGGUGAGGACAAAGUUCCUGCCGGUGAGAACAAGGUUCCGGGGGGUGAGGACAAGAUUCCUGACGGUGAGGACAAGGUUCCUGGCGGUGAGGACAAGGUUCCUGGCGGUUAGGACAAGGUUCCUGGCGGUGACGACAAGGUUCCUGACGGUGAGGACAAAGUUCCUGGCUGUGAGGAGAAGGUUCCUGAUGCGGAAGUCAAGGUUUUUGGCGGUGAGAGAAGGUUCCUGGCGGGCAGGACAAGGUUCCUGGCGGUGAGGACAAGGUUCCUGCCGGUGAGGGUAAGGUUGCUGCAGUUGAGGACAAGGUUUGUCGCGGUGAGCACAAGGUUCCCGGCGGUGAGGACAAGGUUCCUGGCGGUGAGGACAAGGUUGCUGGCGGUGAGGACAAGGUUCCUGCCGGUGAGGACAAGGUUUCUGGCGGUGAGGACAAGGUUCCUGACGGGGAGGACAAGGUUCCUGGCGGUGAGAACAAGUUUAAUGGCGUUGAGGCAAAAUUCCUGGCGGUGUGGACAAGUUUCCUGGCGGUGAGGACAAGCUUGCUGGCGGUGAGGACAAGGUUCCUGCCGGUGAGGAGAAGGUUCCAGGCAGUGAGAACAAGGUUCCUGGCAGUGAGAACAAGGUUCCUGGCGGAGAGGACAAGGUUCCUGGUUGUGAGGACAAGGUUCCUGAUGCUGAGGACAAGGUUCCCGACGUCGGGGACAAGGUUUGUGGCGGUCAGAGCAAGGCUUGUGGCAGUGAGGACAAUGUUCCUGACGGUGAGAACAAGGUUGCUGGAGGUGAGGACAAGAUUUCUGGCGGUGAGGACAAGGUUCCAGGCAGUGAGGACCAAGCUCCUGGCGGUGCGGACAAGGUUCCUGCCGGUGAGCACAAGGUUCCUGACGGUGAGGAGAAGGUUCCUGAUGGCGAGAACAAGGUUCCUGCCGGUGAGGACAAGGUUACUGCCGGUGAGGACAAGGUUCCUGCCGGUGAGGACAAGGUUCCUGGCGGUGAGGACAAGGUUCCUGACGGUGAGGACAAAGUUCCUGCCGGUAAGAACAAGGUUCCUGUGGGUGAGGACAAGGUUCCUGACGGUGAGGACAAAGUUCCUGCCGGUGAGAACAAGGUUCCUGGGGGUGAGGACAAGGUGCCUGACGGUGAGGACAAUGUUCCGGGCGGUGAGGAUAAGGUUCCUGGCGGUGUGGACAAGGUUCCUGGCGGUGAGGACAAGGUUCUUGGCGUUGACGACAAGGUUCCUGACGGUAAGGACAAAGUUCCUGGCUGUGAGGACAAGGUUCCUGAUGCGGAAGUCAAGGUUUUUGGCGGUGAGAGAAGGUUUCUGGCGGUGAGGACAAGGUUCCUGGCGGUGAGGACAAGCUUGCUGGCGGUGAGGACAAGGUUCCUGCCGGUGAGGACAAGGUUUCUGGCGGUGAGGACAAGGUUCCUGACGGGGAGGACAAGGUUCCUGGCGGUGAGAACAAGCUUAAUGGCGUUGAGGCAAAAUACCUGGCGGUGUCGACAAGGUUCCUGGCGGUGACGACAAGGUUUCUGGCGGUGAGGACAAGGCUCCUGCCGGUGAGGAGAAGGUUCCAGGCAGUGAGAACAAGAUUCCUGGCAGUGAGGACAAGGUUCCUGUCGGAGGGGACAAGGUUCCCGGCUGUGAGGACAAGGUUCCUCAUGCUGAGGACAAGGUUCCCGACGUCGGGGACAAGGUUUGUUGCGGUCAGGGCAAGGCUUGUGGCAGUGAGGACAAUGUUCCUGACGGUGAGGACAAGGUUGCUGGAGGUGAGGACAAGGUUCCUGACGGUGAGGACAAAGUUCCUGGCGGUGAGGACAAGGUUCCUGGCCGUGAGGACAAGGUUCCUGGGGGUGAGGACAAGGUUCCUGGCGGUGAGGACAAGGUUCCUGGGGGUGAGGACAAGGUUUCUGGCGGUGAGGACAAGGUUCCUGACGGUGAGGACAAAGUUCCUGGCGGUGAGGACAAGGUUCCUGGCGGUGAGGACAAGCUUCCUGACGGUGGGGACAAGUUCCUGGUGGUGAGGACAAUGUUCCUGGCGGUGAGGACAAGGUUCCUGGCAGUGAGUACAAGGCUCCUGAUGCUGAGGAAAUUGCUCCUGACGACGAGGAGUGGGUUUGUGGCGGUGAGAACAAGGCUUGUGGUAGUGAGGACAAGGUUCCUGGUGGUGAGGACAAGGUUCCUGCCGGUGAAGACAAGGUUCCUGAUGCUGAGGACAAUGUUCGUGACACUGAGGACAAGGAUCCUGCCGGUGAGGGCACGAUUCCUGGCAGAGAGGACAAGGUUCCUGGCGGUGAGGACAAGAUUCCUGACGGUGAGGACAAAGUUCCUGACGGUGAGGACAAGGUUCCUGGCUGUGAGGACAAGGUUCCUGGCGGUGAGGACAAGGUUCCUGGCGGUGAGGACAAGGUUCCUGGCGGUGAGGACAAGGUUCCUGCCGGUGAGGACAAGGUUCUUGAUGCUGAGGACAAUGUUCGUGACACUGAGGACAAGGAUCCUGCCAGAGAGGGCAAGGUUCCUGGCAGUGAAAACAAGGUUCCUGGCGGUGAGGACAAGGUUCCUGGAAAUGAGGACAAGGUUCCUGGCGGUGAGGACAAGGUUCCUGGCGGUGAGAACAAGGUUCCUGGCGGUGAGGAGAAGGUUCCUGCCGGUGAGGACAAGGUUCCUGAUGCUGAGGACAAUGUUCGUGACACUGAGGACAAGGAUCCUGCCGGUGAGGGCAAGGUUCCUGGCAGUGAGGACAAGGUUCCUGGCGGUGAGGACAAGGUUCCUGACAAUUAGGACAAGGUUCCUGGCGGUGAGGACAAGGUCCCUGGCGGUGAGGACAAGGUUUCUGGCGGUGAGGACAAGGUUCCUGGCAGUGAGGACAAGGUUCCUGGCAGUGAGGACAAGGUUCCUGGUGGUGAGGACAAUGUUUCUGGCUGUGGGACAAGGUUCCUGGCAGUGAAGACAAGGCUCCUGAUGCUGAGAAAAAGGUUCCUGACGACGAGGACAGGGUUUGUGGCGGUGAGGACAAGGCUUGUGGUAGUCAGGAGAAGGUUCCUGACGGUGAGGACAAGGUUCCUGGCUGUGAGGAGAAGGUUCCUGGCGGUGAGGACAAGGUUCCUGGCGGUGAGCACAAGGUUCGCGCCAGUGAGGACAAGGUUCCUGAUGCUGAGGACAAUGUUCGUGACACUGAGGGCAAGGAUGCUGCCGGUGAGGGCAAGGUUUUUGGCAGUGAGGACAAGGUUUCUGGCGGUGAGAACAAGGUUCCUGACGGGGAGGACAAGGUUCCUGGCGGUGAGAACAAGGUUAAUGGCGUUGAGGACAAAGUUCCUGGCGGUGUGGACAAGGUUCCUUGCGGUGAGGACAAGGUUUCUGGCGGUAAGGACAAGGCUCCUGCCGGUGAGGACAAGGUGUCUGGCGUUGAGGACAAGGUUCCUGGCAGUGAGGACAAGGUUCCUGGCAGUGAGGACAAGGUUCCUGACGGUGAGGACAAGCUUCCUGACGGUGGGGACAAGUUCCUGGUGGUGAGGACAAUGUUCCUGGCGGUGAGGACGAGUUUCCUGGCAGUGAGUACAAGGCUCCUGAUGCUGAGGAAAAUGUUCCUGACGACGAGGAGUGGGUUUGUGGCGGUGAGGACAAGGCUUGUGGUAGUGAGGACAAGGUUCCUGGCGGUGAGGACAAGGUUCCUGGUGGUGAGGACAAGGUUCCUGCCGGUGAAGACAAGGUUCCUGAUGCUGAGGACAAUGUUCGUGACACUGAGGACAAGGAUCCUGCCGGUGAGGGCACGAUUCCUGGCAGAGAGGACAAGGUUCCUGGCGGUGAGGACAAGGUUCUUGACGGUGAGGACAAAGUUCCUGGCGGUGAGGACAAGGUUCCUGGCAAUGAGGAUAAG
Paramuricea clavata is the source of this 10369-nucleotide messenger RNA. The record is from the annotation of a GenBank genome assembly. Lineage: Eukaryota; Metazoa; Cnidaria; Anthozoa; Malacalcyonacea; Plexauridae.